GAGUAUUUUUACAUUUAAGUAUUGCUACUUUUACUUGUACUUUAAGUACUUCUUCCACCUCUGAGAGAUUUUCAGAGGCAGUUAAUUAAAGGGUAUUUCAGUGAUAUAGUAUUGCUCUUGUCAAAAAAAAAAGGACUGUCAAAAGAAAUACAGCAGAAUUUGAGAUAUCCUGACUUUUGGUCCCUAUAUGGGUCACACCUCACACACAAAAACACUACAUACUGUAUUUCCCAUAUGUCCCUGCUAUCUCAAACUCCCAGUUUGUAAUGUAGGCUUUCUGUUAUAACUAUGAAAUCUCAAGCAGACUUUAGAAAGCUGCCUCCAUGGCCACAAAGGAUGUGCUUAUGCAGAUGCUUUCACAGUCAGAGUACUACGAUGAUUGAGCUGAAUGUCAUGCAAAAGCAUUAGACUGCCCCCCUAAGGCAAAAAAGAUGAGCAAAAGAAAUGAGAAGAAGCAUCGCAACUCAAGACAGAUACUCCUCAGGCUUGCUCUGAACAGACUGCUAGAAAGACUCAGUCAUUCUUCAAAAUUUUAUCAGGACUUACAUGUUCUUUUCACAACACAAUUACCAGAAGGACUGCGACAGAGUGAGCUGAAGGAUCACUGUCGUCUCCAAAGAAGAGCAAAAGGAUCAAUUUGAAGGAUCUCAUGUCAAGUUACAGCAACGGAGGAUUUUUCAACCCCGCCUACCAUGACAGCGAGACUCUGGAAAUUGAUAGAAGGUCUUCCAGCAAAACCCAUCACACUAACCCCUAUGCCAGGGAAGAUCCAGCCUGGCGGGGUGAGAGAGCAGACACAUAUCACUCAUCAACAGGUCAGGGCAGCAGUGGUGAUGCUGUAGGGAGAGUACCCUGGGGGGGCUGGCAGGAGGAGAGCUGGAGGGGGAGAGAAAGCAUCCCCAUGGGCCUCCUCUCAACACGCCCGGGGAGUCCUUCAUUGCAACAUGACCACAAUCACAGUGUGUUCCAGAUCAACCCUGACUCUCACUAUGAUAGAACGCUGUCUACUCGACUUCCUUCUGCAUCUUCAGGAAACAUGACAAUGAGGUGGAGGGGGAUUGCAAUGAGAAGGAUGAGCAUGUUUCCUAUGGCUGAUCCUGGCUAUUUAGCUUUCACAGAGGAUGCCAUCAGGAACGAAAUGGAAAAUGAGGAACAGAACCUGGUCAAAGAACUUGUUGCCUUGUCGACACGAGACCGAAUCCGGGCCAUUCGGGACCUUCCGAUGAGCUUUGAAGAGAAGAAACACAUCAGGAGCCAAGUGCUGGCAUUUAAGUCUUCCAAGCAGUCUCGCCGGUUCACAUGUUUUGCUGAUUGCUCUGAGAAUCUGUCACUGUCUCUCCGCAGGUGCGGUUACAGCAUAAGUUCAGCUAGACAGGCCCUGGAGCUGUGGCAAGGCAUCAUGAAAGAGAUUGGUGGCAAGUUUGGCACCAGUGUCCUCUCUUAUUUUCUGUUCCUCAAGUGGUUGCUCAUGUUCAACAUUUUCUCCUUCCUGGUCAACUUUGGCUUUAUCACCAUCCCGGUCCUUGUUUACAACCCCUCACCCAACAUUCCUCCAAAUGUGAGCUUCACAGGACUGGAGAUACUGACUGGAGCUGGUUACUUCAGCUACACUGUCAUGUACUACGGUGGCUACAGCAAUGAAACCCUUGCGGGCCUGGUGGAGUAUAACAUGCAGCUGGGCUAUUUCUUCACCAUUGCAGUCUACAUGGUGCUGUGUGGAAUUGCACUUAUCUUCAGCAUGGCAAGAUCAUUCAGGAAAAACUAUGUGCUUGCGGAUCAAUCCUCAAACAGUGCGUGGCAGCUUUUGUGCAGCUGGGAUUUCAGUAUAACCAAUGAGAGAGCAGUGAGACAGCGCAAGAACAAUCUCCGUGUCCAACUAAAGGAGUCUUUGUCAGAGAAGGCCCAGGGGGAGUUGCUAACCCUCUCUGAAAAGCUGAAGCACUUUGGGGUUUAUCUGGGCUCGUGGCUCCUCUCCACCGGCCUGGCUGUUGGUUGUGGAGCCAGCAUCUACUACCUCUGCCAAUAUGAACAGCAGCAGACAAAGGAUGCUGCCAACUGGUCUCUGCUUCAGGAGGCAGAGACUCUCCUGGUUCCCUUUGUGGUGUCUCUGAUUAACCUGGUUGUCCCGCUCUUCUACUCCCUCUUCAACAAGUUUGAGCACUACUCCAGCCAGCGCAGACAGAUCUACGCUCUGGUACUCAGAAAUGUGAUACUCAAGAUGGCCAUUCUGGGUGUCUUGUGUUAUUACUGGAUGAAUGUGGUUGCUAAGAAGUUUUCGUGUUGGGAGUCCAUUGUAGGACAGGCUUUGUACCGUCUGGUUAUUGUUGACUUCUUGUUUCUGAUGUUGGGAUCCUUCUUUGGAGAGUUUCUCAGCAAUGUGAUUGGGACCAGAUUUCUACCACGUCUGGGGGUUCCAGAGUUUGACGUCGCCAGAAAUGUCCUUGAACUCAUCUAUGCACAGACUCUGGCCUGGAUUGGAAUCUACUUCUCUCCUCUUCUACCUGCUAUCCAGAUUCUCAAGUUUUUCAUUGUGUUUUACCUGAAAAAGGUCAGCCUGACCCAGAAUUGCCAGCCUCCGCGGCGGUCAGGCAGGGCAGCUCAGAUGCAAACCAUCUUCAUCGCCCUCCUCUUCUUCCCUUUCUUUGUGGGAGCCCUGUCCAUGGUUGCAUACACUGCCUGGAGCCUGACUCCCUCCAAGCGGUGUGGUCCUUUUCGGGGACUCAACAGUACCUUCAGUGUAGUUGGAGUCUGGAUAGACGAUCUGGAAGAGAUCCCUGGUUCUCAGUGGGUGGUCUGGAUCUACCAAAAUGUCAUCAGAAGUGAAAUCUUCUACUUCCUUGUCACGCUCGUCAUACUAGUCUUCAUAUACAUCUUCUGGCAAGUCACUCAGGGCCGCAAAGAACUUAUUGGUCUUCUGAGACAACAGAUUGUUAAUGAGGGGAAAGACAAGUCCUUCUUGUUAGACAAGCUGCAGAACCUCCAGAAAACUAACCCUAAUAAAAAACCCAAACCAAGGAAUCAAAAAAAGCACACUAAACGGCGUUCAGAUGACCACUCAUCUGGGGGUCAGUCCACCUCAAACGCCAUGGUUCAGACUUUACUUGCUCGCCAGCGGCUUGAAGAGGAAGAGGAGAGGCACAGCGCUGGCGGAGUGCCCGUUCCCUCAGACAUCUCCACCUCCAGUGCUCUGAUGCAGGCCAUGUUGGCACGUCAGAGAGCUGAUACACAGGAUGGAGAUUUAUACCAGAUGCCUGAUAAAUACCAGACAUCCUCCAGCGCCCUCGCACAGGCCAUGCAAGCGAGGCAGAGGGCUGAGGAUCAUGUGAGGGAUGAGUACUACAGUACAGAAGAUUUUUCUGAAAACCCUGUCAAUAGAUCCAGCGCUGUAACACAGGCCAUGCAAGCCAGACAAAGAACAGAGGAGGAUGCAGCAUAUGAUGUAGAUGAUCAACCAUCUUCAGUGUCUAGUGCUAUGAUGCAAGUCAUGCAAGCCAGGCAGAGAGCAGAGGAAGAGGAAAGGAUUCAGCGAGUCCCUGCUGCCCCACAAAAUCCAGCUCCCUCAGGUUCCAGCGCUCUCAUACAGGCCAUGUUGGCGCGGCAGCAGGCCCAGAAUGAGUAUGAUGAUGGAUACUGAACAAACUCAUCUGACUUUAUCAUAACCAGAGUUGAAAAGAGCAAGAAAAUAGCUUUUUAUGCAGCUGACCUAAAUGAGUCUUAUCAGGAUGUGAUUUGUGUUCAUAAAAAGUGCAAAAUUAAAAGGAUUCCUGCAAAAGAACAAAAAACUUAUAGCAGGUCUACUGUAUGUGAAAGUGCAGGUUCACCUAUUUAUGCACCUUUUUUUUAGGAGUAUAUUUUAAUUAUAUAUUUAUAUGAAAAUUGUAUGACAAAUAAUCACUUUAACAAAUACACACAAGGCCUGUUCUUGUGCCAUUACAUGUAAUUUGUGUAUCACAAACAUAAGUUAUUCAUAUUGUAUAUAUUCUCUUUGAAAUGUAGAUGAACAAAAAUAAAAGAAAAGCAAAAAUAAAUGAAUUACUGUCCCCUGCAUAUUACACUGUAAAAAUGGAUGUAAAAAACACAAUAUGAAUGCCAAAAUAAGCCAGUGACAAAAAGGAAAAUGCUAAAAUACAGCCACCAGAAUGGAUAGUGGUCUUACAAUUAACACAACACUGCCCUCUUUAGGUAUUACAUGGCCAAUGCCUCAGUAGGCAAUGACUUUUACAUGAGUAUUUAUUGUCUUCCAAUCAAAGCAGAAAAAACAUCAAAUGAAAAUUACAAACA
Thunnus maccoyii (southern bluefin tuna) is the source of this 4281-nucleotide messenger RNA. RefSeq names its product transmembrane channel like 5 (gene tmc5). Gene Ontology annotation, molecular function: mechanosensitive monoatomic ion channel activity. The coding region runs from base 650 to 3634 and encodes 994 amino acids. The record is from RefSeq and is a predicted model, not a curated record. Lineage: Eukaryota; Metazoa; Chordata; Actinopteri; Scombriformes; Scombridae. Gene Ontology annotation, cellular component: plasma membrane. The transcript is spliced from 22 exons.